AUCGUGGCAGGGGAGGGCCCUGACCGCUCCGUCGCUCGCUCGGCUCGGCUCACGUCGCUGCCCCACCCCGUAUCCGGGCGCGUGUGUCGCCGCCCGGCCGCGCGGCGUGCGCCACUCGGUACCCGACGCUUCUCGAUCGCACUCCGGCCGGCGAUCUAUCCACCCAGUCACCUCACCUCACCCGCCUAGGCAUCCAGUCUAAAAACAAAGCGUGGAAGGAAGCUAGUGGCAGCGCCGUAUCCAACGAACGAGCAUGGGGGCGUUGGCGGCGUCGAUCGCGUCGCACGUGCCGUCGGGGAUGCUGAGCGCGGGGCUGGCGGCGCUGGCGGCGCUGCCGAACCCCGGCGAGCUGGUGCGGAAGGCGGCGCGGCUGGAGGACGAGCUGCGGGAGCUGCUCCGGCUGAACGGCCGUGGCGCCGGGGCGGGGGCGGGGCCGGAGCAGGGGGCGCAGCAGACGCGGGAGCGGUUCCUGCGCGCGUACGAGCGGCUCAAGGACGAGCUCCUCAACGACCGCGCCUUCAACUUCGACUUCACCGACGAGACCAGGCAGUGGGUCGCCAAGAUGCUGGACUACAACGUGCCUGGAGGGAAGCUGAACCGGGGGCUGUCGGUGAUCGACAGCUACAUGCUGCUGCGCGAAGGGACGGAGGUUGACGACGAGGACUUCUACCUCGCCUGCGUGCUCGGGUGGUGCAUCGAAUGGCUCCAGGCGUCUGCGCUGGUGCUGGAUGAUAUCACGGACAACGCCUACACGAGGCGGGACAACCUCUGCUGGUACAAGCUGCCCACCGUUGGUCUGUCUGCGAUAAACGACGGUGUGCUGCUGAAAUGCCACGUCCAGGCCAUCAUCAAGCGCUACUUCAAGGAGAAGUUCUACUUCAUGGAGCUCAUGGAGCUAUGGAACGAGAUUGGGUUGCAGACCGCCAUGGGGCAGAUGCUGGACCUCAUCACCACCCACACCGGCGCCAAGGAUCUCGCCAGAUACAGGAUCCAAGGGUACCGCCGCAUUGUCAAGUACAAGACGUCCUACUACUCCUUCUACCUGCCGGUUGCCUGCGCGCUGCUCUUGAAUGGCGCGAAGCUGAGCGACUACGUCGAGCUGAAAAAUGUACUGAUUGAGAUGGGAGUCUACUUUCAGAUACAGGAUGACUACCUGGAUUGCUUCGGUGACCCUCAAGUUAUUGGCAAGGUUGGAACAGACAUAGAAGACUACAAGUGCUCCUGGCUAAUUGUCCAGGCUAUGGAACUGGCUAAUGAGAACGAGAUGAAAAUACUAUACGAGAACUAUGGCAAGUCUUCCCCAGAAUGUGUCGCAGCAGUGAAGAAUGUUUAUAAGGAGCUUGAUCUUCAGGACAUAUUCUUGGAGUACGAGUCAAGAGUUUACAAGCACCUGGUUUCAACCAUCGACGCUGAACCGGAUCGUGCGAUUCGGGAGAUUUUAAAGAUCUUUUUGAAGAAGAUUUAUAGGAGAAAGAAGUAGACGAUCCUUUCCUGUUUUCAUAACUAUGAUUACUAUGGAGAAACCUUAAAUACAGUACAUUCCACGGAUGGGGAUGUCAUGCGCUCCCUUGUACAACAUGUAUGAUAUGAACUGGAGAAGGCACUGCCUAGCCUUGGGAUAAAGACCAGGAAGCAUUAAGAAUUA
Hordeum vulgare subsp. vulgare (domesticated barley) is the source of this 1645-nucleotide messenger RNA. RefSeq names its product farnesyl pyrophosphate synthase-like. The transcript has 11 exons. The record is from RefSeq and is a predicted model, not a curated record. Bases 254 to 1480 code for a protein of 408 amino acids. NCBI's taxonomy places the organism in Eukaryota, Viridiplantae, Streptophyta, Magnoliopsida, Poales, Poaceae. Gene Ontology annotation, biological process: trans, trans-farnesyl diphosphate biosynthetic process. Gene Ontology annotation, cellular component: cytoplasm. Gene Ontology annotation, molecular function: dimethylallyltranstransferase activity; (2E,6E)-farnesyl diphosphate synthase activity.